Messenger RNA from Uranotaenia lowii, 7545 nucleotides. RefSeq lists its product as uncharacterized. Bases 1701 to 7100 code for a protein of 1799 amino acids. Gene Ontology annotation, biological process: regulation of transcription by RNA polymerase II. The transcript has 4 exons. Gene Ontology annotation, molecular function: RNA polymerase II cis-regulatory region sequence-specific DNA binding; DNA-binding transcription activator activity, RNA polymerase II-specific. Gene Ontology annotation, cellular component: nucleus. The record is from RefSeq and is a predicted model, not a curated record. NCBI's taxonomy places the organism in Eukaryota, Metazoa, Arthropoda, Insecta, Diptera, Culicidae.
UUCACCUGGUGAGAGAGCUCAUCAUCACCAGGGAUUUCGUUCGUUCGUCCGCCGUUGAUUGAAUCUUCUGCUGGCUGGCUGACUUGCUGACUGAAUGAGAUUGAGGAGAGAGCGAGAACGAGUGGCUUAUGGAUGGAGACGGCCAGGCCACACAUGUGAAGACGGAGUCAGAAUCAACGCUUGCUGCUUGAAUGGUGUGGAAAACUAUUAUCAGUGAGAGAGAACCUACGACCACGGAAAAGCGAAUGAUGGGGUUCUUGGGAUUUUUGGCUCGCUCUUGCGCACACGACCAGAGCAGAAGUAUCGUCGUAUCAACAACACGGGGAUUUUCCUCCCGGGAGUCGUCGUCGUCUCUGUAGGGUUUCCUCAGCCACCUUGUUGUGGGCUUUGUGUGUGUCUUCCAACAUCGGAGAAGACAUCGUCGAAGUCGUCGUCGUCCGCGCGUGAGAUAGCUCUAGGAGGAACACUAGGUAUCAAACCUCCGUCGUAUGUAGAUAUCGCAACAACGUGCGGUCGACGUUCAUCGUUGUUUCGAUUGGAGUCUUCGCAGCCGCACCGAAUCGAGGUCUGCGGCCGCGCUGAGAAACGUCUUUCUCAAUUUCUCGCCGUUCAUAUCUGCCAAGACUGUCGAGGAGGAAACAUCUUUUCCUUUUCGGCUCCUCCUUUCAGCGUGCGUUGUUCGAUGUGAGAUCGUUCAUGCGGUCGAGGUUCGACUUGAAGUAAAACCGCAAAACUUGAAGGAAUAAACCGCGAUACGGACUGAUCAAAAGAGGACUUAGCGAGAAGUGAUCGUCUCAAGUGGCAGUAGUAACGUGGGUAUACGCGCGCGAUUAACCUAAGUUCCAGAACCUUCAAACCCUUUUGUGUUAGUUUUGAAAAAAAAAAUCAAAAAGAUAUGACAAGUGUUUACCGAAGAAGCAGAACUUGGACGGAUUAACCCUACUAGUGUAAACUGCCAAAAAGCAAACAGAAACCAAAUCAACCAUCGAAGAAGAAUAACCAGUCAACCGUGUGAGAAGAUUUUCCCGCCGUCGAAGAACGAACGGGUUCAAUUUUUCGAGUGGGCGGGUACCUCCCUAUAUGUGUGAUUAUCAAAGAAGCGAAACGAAACCGGAAAUUGAUCAUCAAAGUUGGCAUUGACAUGCCCGCUUCCUUGGAGAACGACAGCAACAACAACUGAGAAGGCGGCGACGAACGGAAUUCGGUCUCUUGCAAAAGUGAAAGGGGAUUCUCAAGGCCUCCUUGAAUGAUAUCCCCCAGUUUUGUGUGUGCGCGAUCGAAGCUGGAUUUUGCUAAAAAAAAACCUAAAUGAGUGACACGUCAAACAACAACCUUCUUCUCGUCUCCUGGAUUGUAUUCCGGAAGCUGUGAAGACCUUUCCAUGUGACACGUAACGAAACCAAGUUCUACAGAAAACCAAACGAAAAAAAAUGACAAACGGAUUAUGAUACCUUUGACACAGCGAAGCUGAAGCGGAUGAUUCACGACCCUUACGUUAAGAAGUGGAUUCAAAGUUUAACAGAUAAAAGUGCAAUUUCCCUUGAAACGAGAUAAGUUUAAUCUUUAAAAAGUGAAGCAAACUAACAACGAAAAAACACGUGCAGGAAACGUAAACGCGCAAGCCUGCGUGAUCCUAACUAGAUACACUAGAUACGCAGCCGUUUUUCUCCGCGGGCGGUUCAAGAUCUCAACCGUCCAAAAUGGAUCGACACCACCACGUGGCCCAUUCCGAUUCAGAUUCCCAGGAAGCGAUGGACAUCAGUUCCUCAACCCGUACCGAUAUCUCAAACAACAACAACUCAUCCCUGAGUCUACUGACCGGUAAAACCAGCCAGCUCACAAGUGCCGAUUCGGAUAAUGUCGACUCGGAUCAGGAAGAUCGACAGCAACGGCAUCAACGACACCAGCAACGCCAGCGACGCUCGGCGGCAGCUCUUUUCCAAUCGGCGGCCACGCGCCAUCCCGGCAGUCACAGCGCCCGCGAAAAUCUGCACGCCCUCAUGGACAACAUGCUGCGACGAAAGUUCCACACCCUGAACAAUAACAAUUACAGCAACAGCAGCCCGACAAACUCUUUGCUGCAUCAGCAUCUGGCGGCGGCAGCGGCAGCUUCGGUCGAAAACAACAACCACGUACUAGCGACAGCCACAACAGAUGGCGAAGACGAAGGCAAAAAGUACGUCUGCCCAAUCUGCGAUAACAUUUCAUCCACCAAGCAUGACUUCACGGAACAUAUCCGGUCCCACAACAACAACAAAACGGGCUCCUCCGGCGACAACGGAGAUGGACAGUUUGUGUGCAAAAUUUGCUCCAAAGUCCUCUCGUCGGCCUCGUCCCUCGAUCGGCACGUGCUGGUGCACACUGGAGAGCGUCCCUUUAACUGCAAGUACUGUAACCUCACCUUCACCACCAACGGAAAUAUGCACCGGCACAUGCGGACCCAUAAACAGUCCGAGCGAGAAAGCUAUGAAAGCGACGGUUCGACCGAUAGUGGAGGAAGCAGUGGUGCCAGCAGCGGAGUCUCCAACAACAAUAACAAUAGCUACAACAACAACUACGACGUCGAAGGCAAACGGAAGAGUACCGACGAAAAUGUCGGCUACAAACGAAAGAUCCGCAAUAUCAACAACAACAACAUCCUCGAGAGUGCGAUCACCGAAGGAGUUCAGAAGUUCUGCUGCCCCGUCUGUAUCCGUAACGAUUUCUCUAGCAUGCUAAGUCUGGAGAACCACAUGGAUCGGGAGCACCCCCAAAUCCCUGCCAAGUGCCGCCACUGUGAGGUCGUAUUCAAAAGCUACAAGGCGCUAAAUGCCCAUCGCUGUGGGAACAACAACUACCAGAACAUAACCCCCGGCUUCAAAGAUCUCACUUUUGUGGAUUUCUCUAGUGAAAAAUUUCCUCUUAUAGCUAAGAACAUGUGCGAGCAAAGCAUCCGAACUCCAGUCACCAGUCAAAAGUUCGAAUGCUCCAAAUGCUACCGAGCGUUCCCCUGCUCAAAAACGCUCGAAAUGCACAACAAAGAAUGCGGACUACCUCCCGAAUAUGGUACCCCAACAACCGGCGAAAAGCGAAAGUGGAAAACGAGCGAAGCCUCCUCCGAGGAAGAUCUCAAGCGAGACGAUUUCUUCGCCAACCUUGAUCUUCAAAACAAAACCAUGUCAUCAAACAUUUCCUCAAACGUCUCGGAGGCCCCAACGACACCUUCCUCCCUGGACAAAUCCUUCAGCUCCCCCAUCAUGAGUCGGGACAUCAAACAAGAACCCGGCUACUACCAACACAGUGGUGCCAACUUCCCGCAGCACCAAGACACCAAAGAUCUCGCCGACAUCCAAUCGAUCAUCAACGUCACCUCGUCCGGGGGUUUCUUCCGGCAGCUCGACAAAGACGCCUACAUUCCACUGAAAGACCAAGAAGAAGAAGCUCAAGAUGCCUUCACCUCCGAAUUUCGCAAAAUGAAACUUCGCGGCGAGUUCCCCUGUCGGCUAUGCUCGGCCGUAUUUCCCAAUCUGCGUGCCCUCAAAGGUCACAACCGGAUUCACGUCUCGGCUGCCGGCGCCGGUCCCUACCGAUGCAACAUGUGCCCGUACCUCAUCAACGACAAGGCCACCCUGAUCCGGCACAUGCGCACUCACAACGGUGAUCGACCGUACGAAUGCGCUCUCUGCAACUACGCCUUCACAACCAAAGCCAACUGUGAGCGGCACCUCCGAAACCGGCACGGAAGAACUACGCGAGACGAAGUCCGAAGGGCCAUCAUUUACCACCCCUCGGAAGACUCCAGCUGCGACGAUCCGCUCAAGAAGAUGCAGAUGUUCAACACCCCACCGGCCGGAGACUUCGAUCGCGAUUUGGACGAUCACCCGUCCGAUCGUAGCACCCCAGUCUCUCACCUCAAAGAAAUGCUCAUGCCCGUUCCGAUGAGCUUGGUCACCAAGAUCGACAAUACUCCUAUGCCAACGACGCCGGCCAAAAUCCAAGUCAAAAGCCUGGAGAAGCUGAACCAGCUGACUCCACCUCAAGAGCAGGAUUACGACAAGGCUACCCCCGAAACUCCAAUCUCCCAACAAAACGAUUCAACAGCUCGUCCCAUGGAUCUCAGCAUGGAUGCGCUGGAUCUGAGCAAGAAACCGGAACCCUUGGUAGUCCGCCAACCUGAACCAGAUCUCGAUUCCGAUCAUCCCCAUUCCGAUCUCGACGACGAUGAAGACGAUCACGGCGAUCACGACGCCGAAGACGAAGACGAGGAAGAACACAUGCAACAGGCGGCCAAAAUACCCAAACUCGAUCUGUCCGUGCUGGAGAAGCAACAGCUACUGAUGCAGCAAAAACUCCUUAGCGAAGCUUUCAGCAAAAUGGAUCCCGCUCACUACUUCCAGCUGAGUCAACUGUACAGCCGCUUCACCUUCCCCGGUACCCCUGCUUUCCCAUUGCACCCCCUGUUCCUGCAGAACCCACUCCUCUGUCCUCCGCUAGGGGACCUGAAAAGCUUCUUCCCCAAAGAGUUCCCCAUGAUGCCACAGAUGUCCGGCGGCAGUCUGAUAAGUAACCCCUUCAGCUCCCCCUCAGAAUCUCCCAAAGGACCGUCCUCGACACGGGAGCAAUCACCGAUACCACCUCCCAACAACAAUGAAAAGCAUGCUCAACAACUCCCCCUGGUACCGCAACCGGUGCUCCAGAAGUCACAGCAACAACUACCGCAGUCGCAGCCACCCCCACCACCACCACCUUCGAUGCCUAGCAAUCUCGUAUCCCAAAUGCCAAACAUCCCUCUCGGAAAUGGCCCAGUCAAAAUGGUCAUUAAAAACGGAGUCCUGAUGCCAAAGCAGAAACAACGCCGGUACCGAACCGAACGCCCGUUCGCCUGUGAACACUGCUCGGCUCGAUUCACGCUCCGCUCUAACAUGGAGCGGCACAUUAAGCAGCAACAUCCGCAGUUCUGGUCCCAACGCCAGCGAGGCGGCCAUCAUAUGAUGCGUGGGAGAGGUCAUCACCAUAUGCACCAUCAUUCUUCGCAUCAACACCAGUCUUCAUCGUCAACAACUCAUCCUUCGACCAUGGCAGCAGCUGCGGCGGCCGCUUUUGGCGGCAUGGGAAUUUCCGACCAGGUCAAGUACGCAAUCCUGGCUCAACAAUCCGGGAAGGCUGCAGCCGCAGGACAUUCGCCGGUAAGCUCUCGGCUUCCAGAUGAAUUGACGGCCCGAGGUAUGAGUAGUAUGCUGCAGAACAUUAUCGCUCAGCAGCAGCAGAGUUCUUUCGGUCACAACCUAAAUCAGGUGAUAAGUCCCGUGGCCACGAAGAUGGAUCAACAUCCGCAUAAACAGAUGAAUACGGCUGCUCCAGUUGCUCAAACUAAUGGUCAUGGGGCCGACGAUGAGGACGAGGAAGAAGACGAACAGGAGUUGGUGAUCGAUGAGGAAUUCCAUGCCGAGGAUUUGACCAGGGGUAAUGAAAGUGAGGAUGAUGAGGAUGAACCUGAAGAGGAGGAAGAAGUGGUUAAAGUCGCCGAACCGGUGAAACGAGAGAGUCCGGUGUUUCAGCAUCAGAUUCUGAAGCAGAAGUUGGAGGAAACCAAGAAGGAACAGCAGAGGCAACAGGCUGCGAAGGCCGUUGCCGAGGGUAUUCUGGAGGAAGCGAUCCGACAGCGGAAGGAGGUCGAGAAGGAGAUGGAAGAAGUGGAAAAAGAGGAAGUUAGCAACAAGGGUGGUUCGGACAGUGGCAAAGAGGAGGGUGAUCUGGUCCCGGUUUCGAAGUUGGUAGACAACGCAACGAGCGUAGCUCUGGAAAACUAUUUUAGCAGACCUGAGGUUCCUCUUUCGUCCCACGAGCAAAGCGACGAGGAAGGUUUGGUAGCGUCCGGUUCGGCUUCGGAAAGUAACAACUCCGGAACGGACGACCCGCACCCAUCCUCGGCUCAACAACAGAAGAAAAAAUCUGCCUACAGCCUGGCACCGAAUCGGGUCAGCUGCCCCUACUGCCAACGGAUGUUCCCGUGGUCCAGUUCCUUGAGGCGCCACGUCCUAACUCACACCGGCCAAAAACCCUUCAAAUGCUCUCAGUGCACCCUGCUGUUUACCACCAAAUCGAACUGCGAUCGUCAUCUGCUGCGGAAGCAUGGCGAUGUGGAGACGGCCAUGUCGAUUCCCGUUCCGAUAGAUGAUCUGCUGGAUCCAAAACCAGAACCGGUUCCGGUGGCCGUUGCUGAAGCCAUGGUCAAAUCGAAACCGACCCCGCCGACCUCAAGACCCGUUAGUCCGAAGCCACCUCAAUCGACGAUUCAAUCGGAGGAGGAUCGAGUGAAGGAGAAUGUGGUUGCUGAGGCUAAUGUUCCGGAGAAAGAACAACCCGAGUGUGAUCAGCAGGAAGAGGAAGUUGAAGUCCCAAAGGUUAAGGAAGAACCGAAGAUUGGCGGCGUGGAGGAAGCUAUUCCACAGGUCAACUCGGAUCUACCCUUCAAGUGUCACCUGUGCGAUAACUGCUCGUACGCCGAUCGCGUCUCCUGUCUGGAUCACAUCAAACAGUGCCACGGCCAGGAGUACGCUCUGCUCAUGAACAAAUGUACCCUGGAAGCAGAAAGCGAAGCUCCUUCUGGAUCACCGGACGACGACGAGAGCGGCUACAAUGGCGAGGGUGGUCGUAGUGGCGGCAAGUACCCUGACUAUGCCAAUCGGAAGGUAAUUUGCGCCUUCUGCCUUCGUCGCUUCUGGUCCACGGAAGACUUGCGGCGGCACAUGCGAACCCAUUCGGGCGAGCGACCUUUCCAGUGUGGCGUCUGUCAGCGACGCUUCACGCUCAAGCACAGCAUGUUGCGGCACCAACGGAAGCACAAGUGCGGCGGCAGCACCCGGCUCGGUAGCAGUAGCAAAAACGGAACCUCCGAGGACAUGAGCGACAGCGAUGAACAGGAUCAGCCCCUGAUGAUGACGAUGACCCAACCAUUGCCAAUGGUCACCCGUACCGGUGGAGGUCCUCCGAAGGUUCAGCUCAGUCAGUCGGAACAUCUGAUUGGAAAUUUGCUGGGCAUCAGCGAUCGAGGUAUCCUCAACCGGAUGCUGCUGGGGUCAGCUUCCGAUGCGGCCAAACUUCUCGGCGUAGAGAAGUAGGACCCCCACUACUGUUUUCACAGCAUCCUCCCAGGCUUGUAAGGUAGUUGUUUUUAUUUCUCGAGUAUGCUCUUGGGAAACGAAAAAAAACCAACGAAAAACGGUUCAACGCAGAAUUCUAGUCAAACAUAUUACAUUUUCAAUUUUAAGGAACCCGCCAAUUCUACUUAGAACUGUACUACUACUUGCUACUUUAAGAAGUAACCAACAACAACGUCUUUUCACAAAACAUUUCUCAUCGGUAGGAUUUUCAACGAUUGAUCUUUCUUUUUAAGAAGCCCAGCAGGUGUACAUAUGAAGAUUUCCAUUUGAAGACAAAGUAAAACUAAAAGAGACAUUAUAGAGUUUUAAGCUGAACCCGGUUAAGCUGCGAAUGCCUGACUUAACACAUCGCCAUAAUGUUUUAAUUUCACACAACGAUUAAGGGCGAUUUGUUCCCAGUUUG